Messenger RNA from Rosa chinensis, 1517 nucleotides. RefSeq lists its product as uncharacterized. The transcript has a single exon. The record is from RefSeq and is a predicted model, not a curated record. The coding region runs from base 116 to 1060 and encodes 314 amino acids. NCBI's taxonomy places the organism in Eukaryota, Viridiplantae, Streptophyta, Magnoliopsida, Rosales, Rosaceae.
UAUAUAAAGCCUCCCCCACUCCUCCCCUUCUUCCUCAAACCGCUCUAAUCACAGGACCAUCACUACAAGCUUCUUCAAAUCCUCCAAAAGAGAGAUCACAAUUUACAGUCUAUCAAUGGCUGGUCUCGUCAGAACCAGAACCAAGAGAGUCACUUACCCGCUCGACGACAAGGUCAAGGCACGACUCGUCGGCCGGGAGAGCUACGUCAGCAGCGGCAGCGAGCACUCCGGCGGCGACGUCUCUCCUUGUCUGUCCGAGCUCGUUCACAGCUUUCUCGAGGAGGAGGAGGAGGAGGAGGAAGAAUCGUCGACCUCGUCGUCGGAGCCGCGGUCGCCGGACAACCGCGACUACGACUCGGACCGAGUCGACUCGGUCUCCGAUCGUUCCGGCGCGGUGGAGUGCAUUUUGAGAUAUUCGGCGAAUGCGGACGCCUACGCCAAGGUGCUGCUCGCUGACAUGGCGGAGGCGGUGGAGGCGUUCUCGUGUCUGAGAUCGGACAAGUCGGCCCUACAGAGGAGCGUCAUGUCGUUUCUGAGGGGGAAGGGGCACAAUGCGGCGAUCUGCAAGACCAAGUGGAGCUCCGCCGGCAGCAUCACCGCCGGGCACUACGAAUUCAUCGACGUGGUAGCCGCCAACUCGUCCGCCACGUGGCGGCAGCAGCAGCAGAGCAGCAGGUACUUCGUGGACGUGGACUUCGCCGCCGAGUUCGAGAUCGCGCGGCCGUCGGGCCAGUACUCGCGGCUGUCGCAGUCGCUGCCACGUCACUUCGUCGGCGGCUCCGACGACCUGAAAAAGAUCGUCCGGGUCAUGUGCGACGCGGCGAAGAAGUCGCUGAGGAGCCGAGAGCUGUCAGUGCCACCGUGGCGGAAAAACCGUUACAUGCAGAACAAGUGGUUCGGGCCGUACAAGCGGACGGUUAAUCCGUUACCGGAGAAUCCGCUCACGCGGACCUCGCCUCUGUUCCCACAGGUGUCUGGCGCCAAAUGCCGUUGGGUCGGGUUCGACGACGUCGUUUCUGAGACCAGCGCCGUCACCGGCCGCGUCUAUAUCCGUACUUAGAUGAGAGUGAUUAUCCAUCCAAUGGAAUAAAGAUAAAUUACAUUUUGCGCUUUUGUUUACUUAUGGUGUAACGCGGCAAACGCACAUUGUUGUACAUGACGGCGGAUUAAAUUUUUGACUUAUUAUAUUUGACCAACACUUAAAUCGGACGGUUGUGGGAUGAGGGGUCACCGGAACACCGUGGGGAUUGGAGUGGGGAAUUUUAAUUAUUCUGGAAGGGAUAUCGAUGAGGAUGACAGGGCACCGUUUUCCUAGUGUUGCUUUCAGGUCCGGUGAUGGUGUCGAUGAAAAUGAUGUUGGGUCGCUUGGAUUGUAGCGGGGAGUCGACGUGGUGCGACAGAUGAGUGAGGUGGUAGGACAGGAAAAGACAGUAGUUUUGUUUUGAAGAUUUGGAUAAGAUUGUUUAGUAAUAUAAUUUGGGAAAGUGAUUCAGAUGGCUAUGAUUGUCAAUUUGUCA